Messenger RNA from Neoarius graeffei (lesser salmon catfish), 3547 nucleotides. RefSeq names its product rho GTPase-activating protein 26-like. Bases 412 to 2763 code for a protein of 783 amino acids. Gene Ontology annotation, molecular function: protein binding; GTPase activator activity. Lineage: Eukaryota; Metazoa; Chordata; Actinopteri; Siluriformes; Ariidae. Gene Ontology annotation, biological process: signal transduction. Gene Ontology annotation, cellular component: cytoplasm. The transcript is spliced from 24 exons. The record is from RefSeq and is a predicted model, not a curated record.
AGGUUGGAGCUGCGCUUGGGGGAAUCGAGGCGUUUAAAACGCGCAGAGAGGCUCCGCUGCUGCUGAGGGUAGCCUUCACCUCCUCCUGCUGAGGGUAGCCUUCACCUCCUGCUGCUCGGCGCGCGGCUUUCCCGCAGAUCUGACCCUGACGGCCUCGGUUCAGUUUGAGGAGCCGCUGAGACACCGGACGCGCGCGCGUCUUUAGGCGGAAGUGGCCGCUGUGGGAUGCGACUUUGAUGUUUGUUGUUAUUUAGUCGCAGCGUGUUGCAGCGCGCGCUCUGUUGCUGAAAGAACAAUCAGCGCGCCGGUAAUGGAGCGGUAAUUAAACACCGCGCGCGCGCCAGCUCUGCUGUUUCCCCUCGCUCGGACCCUGAUCAGAGGCUCGGACCCGGACCCGCACCGCACCGCACCAUGGGCUUACCCGCUCUGGAGUUCAGCGACUGCUACCUGGACAGCCCUCACUUCCGGGACAGAUUAAAGUCCCACGAGCUGGAGCUGGACAACACCAACAAGUUCAUCAAAGAGCUCAUUAAGGACGGGAAGGCGCUGAUCCAGGCCCUGAAGAAUCUGUCUACAGCACAGAGAAAGUUUGCAGAGUCGCUGAAUGAGUUUAAGUUCCAGUGCAUCGGGGACGCUGAAACAGACGAUGAGAUCUGCAUUGCCAGAUCACUCCAGGAGUUUGCUGGCGUUCUUCAGAACCUGGAGGACGAGAGAACACGGAUGAUUGAUAAUGCAAAUGAUGUUCUCAUCACACCACUGGAACGGUUCCGGAAGGAACAGAUUGGAGCUGCCAAGGAGGCAAAGAAGAAGUAUGACAAGGAGACGGAGAAAUACUGCGCUGUCCUGGAGAAGCACCUCAGCUUAUCUGCCAAGAAAAAGGAGUCCCACCUUCAUGAAGCAGACAAUCAGGUGGAUCACGUAAGGCAGCAUUUCUACGAGGUGUCCCUGGAGUAUGUGUUUAAAGUCCAGGAAGUCCAGGAGAGGAAGAUGUUCGAGUUUGUUGAGCCGCUGUUGGCUUUUCUACAGGGGCUGUUCACGUAUUAUCACCACGGGUACGAACUGGCCAAAGACUUCAACCACUUCAAGACAGAUCUCACUAUCAGCAUCCAGAAUACUCGGAACCGUUUCGAGAGCACGCGGUCGGAGGUGGAGAGUCUGAUGAGGAAGAUGAAGGAGAACCCGCACGAGCACAAGAACAUCAGUCCUCACACUAUGGAGGGUUACCUGUUCAUCCUGGAGAAACGUUCCUUCGUGUCCACGUGGGUGAAGUACUACUGCAUUUACCAGCGCGAGUCCAAACGACUCACCACUGUGCUGUUCGACCAGAAAUCUGGAGGCAAAACUGGAGAGGAGGAGAGCUUCGUCCUGAAGUCCUGCAUCCGAAGGAAAACCGACUCCAUCGAGAAGAGAUUCUGCUUCGAUGUGGAGCCCAUGGAUCGGCCUGGAGUGAUGAUAACCAUGCAGGCUCUGUCAGAAGAGGACCGCAGGUUGUGGAUGGAGGCGAUGGACGGGAGAGAGCCGGUGUACAACUUGAAUCGAGACAGCCAGAACGAAGCCAUGGCGCAGCUCGACGUGAUCGGCUUCAACGUCAUCAAGAAGUUCAUCUACGCCGUAGAGACGAGAGGUAUCGAUGAGCAGGGAUUGUACAGAAUCGUCGGAGUCAACUCAAGAGUCCAGAAGCUGCUGAGUCUCGCCAUGGAUCCAAAAACCUGCGCUGAUGUGGAACUGGAAAGCUCCGAGUGGGAGAUCAAGACCAUCACCAGCGCCAUCAAACAUUAUCUCAGGAUGCUGCCAGCGCCACUGAUGACCUACCAGUACCAAAGAAGUUUCAUCAAAGCUGCCAAGCUGGAUAAUCCGGAGGCACGUGUUCAGGAGAUCCACAGCAUCGUGCACCGUCUUCCAGAGAAGAACCAUCAGAUGCUGGAGCUGCUCAUGAAGCACUUGGCGAAUGUGGCGAGUCACCACCAGCAGAACCUGAUGACGGUGGCCAAUCUGGGCGUCGUGUUCGGCCCCACCCUGCUCCGCCCACAGGAGGAGACCGUGGCUGCAAUCAUGGACAUCAAGUUCCAGAACAUUGUGGUGGAGAUCCUCAUUGAGAACCACGAACGGAUCUUUAAAGAGACGCCACUUCCUGGAGCAGGACAAAGCAGCUCUCAGACCAGCAUCUCCAGGAGGAGGAGCAUGGAGAGCAAAGCUCCAUCCUGCAGCGAGAGACCGCUCACACUCUUCCACACUCCUACACACUCCGAGAAAGACCGAGCAGCAGCAGUGGAGAAGAGGAACAGCGUGCAACUCAACUCUGAACCGCAGCCAGCGCUUUCGUCACUCAACUGCAACAGCACUCAGAACUGGAACAAGGUUAUUAACCUCAGCAGCGGAGACGGAGAACAAGAUGGUCUUCUACAGGCACGUCAGAGCCGCACCAAUUCACAACAAAUUCCAAGGACUCGAGGUAGCAGUGUAUCAACAAGCCCAGCGUCACCCAGCUCCACCUCACCUCGCUCUCCUUCCUGGCCGAUGUUCUCUGCUCCCUCCAGCCCUCAGUCGGCCUCCUGCACGUCCAGUGACUCGUCCCCACUCGGCCCUCCUGUACGAAAGGCUCGUGCGUUGUACGCCUGCAAAGCCGAGCAUGACUCUGAGCUGUCCUUCACCGCAGGGACAAUAUUCGAGAACGUUCAUCCAUCGAGGGAACCCGGCUGGUUAGAGGGCACGCUGGACGGGAGGACGGGUUUAAUUCCUGAGAACUAUGUGGAGUUUAUGUAGCUGUGGACCAGAACAGGAUGAAAAGUGCAGCUCUGAAGUGAGGAGUGGUGUGUGUGUGCGUGUGUGUGCGUGGGCUGAGAAUACUUGGCUAUCAAAAAGCACUGCCACUAUUAAGAAAAAGAGAGAAAAAAAAACCUGGGACCAUUUUCCUGUUCCUCCAGCAGCUCAGGAACUCGGAGCUGUUCCUACAUCACCCUAGUUUAUGGAGCAUUGGGAAUGUCCCGCCUCCAUCCCGUCUCCAUCCCAUCUUCCAUCUUCAGACGCUCCUGUGUAAUAUGUUUAGAACUACUAAGAGGAACUGGUUAAUUUUGGAAAGAAAAAAAGAUUGAGCAAUUCUGUCUCUACUUGCACUCUUUUGUAUUUAAGGAAAUGAUUUAUGAAACGCUCGAGCUGUCUUCCACUCUUCAUUUUUGUCCGCGAGUUUUUAAAGAAAUACAAAAAAAUAUAAUGUGAAUUCAGUGCUAAUCAGAGAUAAAACCACUCGUAUUUAUGUGAUCUCUCUGCUGAGAUGUGUGUCCCGUCUCCUGGAGCAUGUUCACAUUGUACUGUAAAUACCGAACAAUUCAUGAGGUUUGUUCAUAAUGUUGAUGUAAAUACAGUAAUUCUAUUUUGUACUCUAGCUUACUAACUUAAUUUUGGUACCAUGAUUGAUUCCUCUUUUUACAUUAAAAAAAUCUAAUUUAAUUUUGCCAGUUUUAAUAUUCUUAAAAUGUUAAAACGCACCAGGAAUUGAUGAGAUCAUGAUGUUCAGGUUUCCUUAUUAAAAAUCAGUACUGAGAAUCAA